UGCACCAUCCAAGUCAUAGGGAAAAAUACAAUUGCCAAAAUACCAUAUAAAAUUGCAAAGUACCUCGAGCUACCAGAUGCAGAAGGUUACACUGGGCAUAGUUUUCGGCGCACCUCCGCAUCUUUGUUGGUUGAUGCUGGAGGAGAUUUAUUGAGUUUAAAGAGACACGGAGGAUGGCGCUCUACCAACGUAGCCGAGGGCUAUUUAGAAGAAUCAAUCGUAAAAAAAAGUAAAGUUUCUAACCAAAUUAUAUGCGGAAUGCCCUCCACAAAAGUUUCUGGAGAACAUCAAAUGAACUCUACAAACAUUGAAAGUACAGGUUUCAAUGUUAAUCAAUCUUCCUCGCCUUUUUCUGGUAACAUUACUUUCAACAAUGUUACUAAUUGCACCUUUAACUUUGGUUCUUCUACUAGCACUGAGAAUAACAAGUACAUAUAAAUAAAGUUAGUUGUAAUUGAAGGGUAUUUUGUUUACUUAUAAGCUUACGUAUAUAUGGAGUUGAGGGAGGAAAAAAGUCCCUUAGGGAGGAAAAGUGCAGCUUUCGACCCUCAAAACGGGGCGAGAAUAGUAUAUUAUAUAGCAAGGGACUAAAGUGCAAGAUUUAAUCCCGAGAGUGGAAAUUAUUGCCCGAGCGUUAGCGAGGGCAAUAACCACUUGAGGGAUUAGAUCGCACUUUAGUCCUGUGGUAUAUACGCAAUUUUUUGCCCUCCCGGAUAACUAAAAACUUCCAGCAAUUCAACUGAACCUAAAGAAAUUGACCUAUUAAAAAAAGCAUUAGUAAGCUUGGUUAGGUAACCAAGGUAAUAGGUGUAAAUAAAACGAACCAUUUUGCAUUUCGUGAUUUAAGUAAGCAAGAAACAUGACUGAGAAUAAAUGUAAGGAACCUCUUGGCAUAAAGAUGGCAGCUGCACGAGCAGUCGAGAGCCUUUUACCCACGAAGUCGAAAAAUUUAUAUAACAAGCGGUAUGAAGAAUUUAAAAAAUGGUGUGCAAGUAAAACUGUACAAGAAUACACUGAAAAUGUCAUGCUCGCUUAUUUUGAAGAGAAACAGCAAGGGUUUUCACCUUCUUCGCUGUGGUCCUUGUACUCAAUGCUCAAGGCCACAAUAUUGGUCAAGAAAAAUAUCGACAUUAGUAGGUUUCCAAAACUAAUUGCGUUUAUCAAACGUCAAAAUGACGGAUAUAAACCGAAGAAGUCCAAAGUGCUCACGAGAGAAGAAAUGGACAGGUUUUUAAUAGAUGCUCCAAAUGAUAAAUAUCUAUUGUCCAAGGUUGUAUUGACUUUGGGAGUCGCUGGGGCAUGUAGGGGAAAUGAGCUGUGUACAUCAAAGAUUACUGAUGUUCGCGACGUCGGUGAUAUGCUUGUUGUUAAUAUAAGAGACACGAAGACAAAUGUGGAUAGAACUUUUACCAUUGUCAACAACGACAGAAGUAAUCUUAACUUUGUGGAAUUGUGCAGAAAAUAUAUGUCACUUAGGAAGCCGAACACGAAUCAUGACCGAUUCUUUGUUUAUUAUAAAGAUAAUAAGUGCACUGUCCAACCGAUUGGAAAAAAUUUUUUUGGAAAGUUACCGCGACAAAUCGCUACUUUCUUGAAUCUUUCGGAUGCUUAUUUCUACACAGGCCACUGUUUUAGACGAUCCUCCGCCUCGUUGCUAGCUGAUGCUGGUGCUGGUGCUGAUGUUAGUGCUCUUAAACGUCAUGGCGGAUGGAGGUCUGCAACAGUGGCUGAAGGGUAUGUUGAAAAUUCCCUGAAUAACAAAAUUCAAACGGCAGAAAAAAUUCUAAUUGGCCAUGAGCAGGGUACGAGUACGGUUAAUGCAAAUAGUAGCACCAGUGCAAACGUUGCUAUUAAAGAAAUAAGAGGUGAACAUGUUGCUCCAAUCAUUAAUCUACAUAAUUGUGAAAAUUGUAUUAUAAACGUUAAUAUAGCUAAAUAAAUAUUGACAAGACUUGUCAAAUUCGCU
Photinus pyralis (common eastern firefly) is the source of this 1966-nucleotide messenger RNA. RefSeq lists its product as uncharacterized. The transcript is spliced from 2 exons. Bases 860 to 1939 code for a protein of 359 amino acids. The record is from RefSeq and is a predicted model, not a curated record. Gene Ontology annotation, molecular function: DNA binding. Lineage: Eukaryota; Metazoa; Arthropoda; Insecta; Coleoptera; Lampyridae. Gene Ontology annotation, biological process: DNA recombination; DNA integration.